This is a messenger RNA of Diorhabda sublineata, 394 nucleotides long. RefSeq lists its product as uncharacterized. The coding region runs from base 29 to 394 and encodes 121 amino acids. NCBI's taxonomy places the organism in Eukaryota, Metazoa, Arthropoda, Insecta, Coleoptera, Chrysomelidae. The transcript is spliced from 3 exons. The record is from RefSeq and is a predicted model, not a curated record.
CUUCUUGUAUUCACAGUGGAAAUUCAACAUGAAACUGGUUGACGUUAAAUUCUUGAUGAUAUUUCUGUUUGUCCAAGUUAUUAAUUCAGCACCAAUACCUGGCAACACUCACCAUCAUGUACAUCACCGGAUUCACGUACCACAAAAAAUUAGAACCAUCUACCGUACAAAGAUUAUCAAAGUACCUGAACAUCACUACCACUAUCAUGAGAAAGAAAAGCUUGUUCCGAUAGAAGUUCACAAAGAUGAUCCUGUUUAUCCGCCUUUACAUGAGGAAGAAAUUGGAAUACACAAUCAUUCUCCAUACGAUGAUGAACAUAAUAUAUUAAAAAAGCACGCCCCACAUUAUCCUAAAGAAAUAAAGAAACGAAAAAAUUCAAGCAAAAUCAAGUAA